This is a messenger RNA of Folsomia candida, 1802 nucleotides long. Its product is annotated as thyroid hormone receptor beta. NCBI's taxonomy places the organism in Eukaryota, Metazoa, Arthropoda, Collembola, Entomobryomorpha, Isotomidae. Gene Ontology annotation, biological process: positive regulation of transcription by RNA polymerase II; negative regulation of transcription by RNA polymerase II; cell differentiation. The record is from RefSeq and is a predicted model, not a curated record. The transcript is spliced from 5 exons. Gene Ontology annotation, molecular function: nuclear receptor activity; zinc ion binding; RNA polymerase II cis-regulatory region sequence-specific DNA binding. Bases 134 to 1684 code for a protein of 516 amino acids.
UGUAUUAUCAUUUAACUCUGCCUGUUAAACAUAUGGUUUUCUUGCGAGUAUGCAUACUCGAUGAAAGUAGUAUCAAAGUUUAAUAAGUAUACGACAAGUUCGCGUUAUCAAUUUAGCAGUAAAAUUUAAAACUAUGGGGGAAGAUAACGUAAGAAAAAGGAAGCGUAAAACAAGCACAAAAUCGGGCAACGUAGGCGAGAAAAAUUGUGUACCUGCAAAAAAAUUGGGAAGACGACCAGUUCGCGAUGAAAAUGAGCUCUGUCAUGUUUGCGGAGAAAAGGCGAGAUCUCACAACUUCGGAGGAAUGACGUGCAACUGUUGUAAAUCUUUCUUCCGACAUUUUGUCUUAACCAAUGUCAAGGAUAAUACAUCCAUCGAACGUUUCAAGAAGAAUUGCAAGGUUAAAGGAGAGUGUGAAAUUGAUCAAUUAACAAGAAAAAAGUGCAAAACUUGUAGAUUUUUUAAAUGCGUUAAGAUUGGAAUGGACCCCAAGUGGGUCUUGUCAGACUUUAAAAAGAUGCAAAAAAAUAAGGCUGCAUCAACUAAUAAAAAACCUAAUUAUACACAAAGAGAUGCUAUUUGUCCAACAAUUGAUCAGAAAAUAAGUGACGAAGAUGCCAUAAAAAUAGCCAGUAUUUCCGAGUUCUACAAUACCGCGUGUGAAUUAAUUCCGUACAAUUUUCCUUCUCGAGACGAUUCUUCUACAGUAUUAACGACAAAUAAGAUCACAAUUUUACUAAUUGGAGUAAUUUCAACAGCAAUGAGAAGGUUCGUAUACUUUGCGAGGAUGCUUCCCGAAUUUGAGAAACUUUCACUACAUGACCAAACCAGUCUUUUAAGGGGGUCAGCUAUACAGUUAUUCAUACUGAGGAGUGCAGUGACUUAUGACUUGGAGAACAAUAUAGUUAAUUCAAAAGCUGGGAACUUUCCCGAGAAAUAUCCAGAAAUUACCUUGGAGGAAUGUGCUGCUAUAUGCUCGGACGAAGUAGCAGAUAUGCAUCUCAAUGUAUACAAAAGAAUUCGGUCGCUUGCCCCCGACGAAGCCAGCAUCAUGUUGAUGCUUCCACUCGUGUUGUUCUCAGAUUCUGGGGGAAGUGGUGAAGUUUGUACGCAAUUUGAGGAUCGACCAAUUAUAAAUGCAGCCCAAGAAUUGUAUGCAAGUCUGCUGGAAAAAUAUUUAAGAUCCGUGUAUGGAGUUGAAAAGGGACGGGUGGUUUAUCCCAGGCUCCUUUGUCAACUUAUGGAACUUACUCAAAUUUCUCAGCUCCAUCAAGGUGUCCCCCUCAACAUGACAGAAGACCAAGUCGACAAAAUGCAUAAGCACUUGCUAGCACUUCAGAGAAAAGCAAGUUUUCCAGUGUUACAAGAAACGGAGAGAUGCACAAGGAGUAAGGAACAAAAGGAGUGUUGCUUGAAACAAGCUAAAUCUGUCACGAGCAGGAAAGUGUCAAAAUUGGAGUUAGCUAAUCAAUCCCAGCCUCAGGGAAUAAGUGCGGACGCAUUUCAAAUAAUUAUUCACAGUUUUGCCAGUCUCACCAGUAAUUGGGGCAUCAAACCAGAUUAUUUUGCUAAAGGUGCGCACCUAGGCAUACAGAACGCUUUCAUGCGUCGAAUUCCUGAGCUAUUGAAUAAUCCGUGGGACUGCUUGGUAGAUGAGGUGGAGGAAGAUAAAGUUGCAAGUUAAAUAUGUACGUAAAAUAAAGGGAUCCAGAUUUACAUCUGUAUAAGUACAUACAUAUGUAUGAUUAAACAUAUAAGUAUGUGUAUACAUUAAUAAAUAGAGAUUUGCAUUUCAGUAUUAA